CGGUGCGGGGCUGGCCGCGGCGCGGGUCCAUGCGCGGGCAGCGGAGAAGAGCGCCCCGCGGAGCGCCGCCGCGCCUCGCCGCCCCCGCCCCGGGGAGCCCCGCGGCGGGCCGGGGGCCGCCGGCCGGGGAGCUGUCGUGUCGCCGUGACGGCUCUUACAGGACCGGACUCGCCCGCUCUCCUGUCGCCGCCGCCGCGUCCCCCCGGGCGGCGGGGGCUCCGAGGCUCGCCGCGCCGCCCGAGCUCUAGUCGAACGACGCCUGCCCCGGCUCGGCUCCCCGGCCGGCAGCCCUGACCCCCGGAGCCGCGGGGCUGCUCCGCGUCCGCGGAGAGGGCGCUGCGCGGACCCUCCUACACGUACCGACACCUACAGACACACGCACACCUUCUCCUAUCGACCCCCCAGGCGCGCACGUAGACUUUGGCGUCCUUUUGCCGAUGAACUGCAUGAAGGACCCGUUAAGCCUGGAGCGCCUGGGAGCCGCGAAUAAGCUGUGCUCCUCCUCACCUUCCUCCUCCUCCUCUUCAUCAUCCUGCCAUCACCACCAGCCCGCGCUGGCCAUGGCGACGGCGCUGGCGCCGGGGCAGGCGCGCUCCUCCCUGGAGUCCGCCAAGCACCGGCUGGAGGUGCACACCAUCUCCGACACCUCCAGCCCAGAGGCCGCAGAGAAGGACAAGAGCCAGCAAAGCAAGAAUGAGGAUGCGGGGCCCGAGGACCCCUCCAAGAAGAAGAGGCAGCGGCGUCAGCGGACUCACUUCACCAGCCAGCAGUUGCAGGAGCUGGAGGCCACCUUCCAGCGGAAUCGCUACCCGGACAUGUCCACCCGGGAGGAGAUCGCCGUCUGGACCAACCUCACCGAGGCCAGGGUUAGGGUUUGGUUCAAGAACCGCAGAGCCAAAUGGAGAAAGAGAGAAAGGAACCAGCAAGCCGAGCUUUGCAAAAACGGCUUCGGUCCGCAGUUUAAUGGCCUCAUGCAGCCCUACGAUGACAUGUACCCCGGCUACUCGUACAACAACUGGGCAGCCAAGGGCCUGACCUCGGCUUCCCUCUCCACCAAAAGCUUUCCUUUUUUCAACUCCAUGAAUGUCAACCCUCUGUCUUCUCAGAGCAUGUUCUCCCCUCCAAACUCCAUAUCCUCCAUGAGUAUGUCUUCAAGCAUGGUACCUUCUGCAGUCACCGGGGUGCCCGGCUCCAGCCUCAACAGCCUGAAUAACUUGAACAACUUGAGCAAUCCCUCCCUGAAUUCUGCAGUGCCAACGCCAGCCUGUCCUUAUGCUCCUCCAACACCUCCGUAUGUUUAUAGGGACACAUGUAACUCGAGCUUGGCGAGUCUGAGACUUAAAGCCAAGCAGCACUCCAGUUUUGGCUAUGCCAGUGUGCAGAAUCCUGCUUCCAACCUGAGUGCUUGCCAGUACGCGGUGGACAGACCCGUGUGAAGCAUCCAAGUAGAAAACCGGGUGGGAAUCCCUCCCCAUUUCCCGCAGAGACUGAGAAAUUCACUAGAAAGUAAUGCGCACUAGAGAGAAAAAGAAAGGAGGAAAAAUCAGAGGCAGAGAGGAAGAGAGAAAGAGAAAGAGAGAAAGGAGAAAAACAAAAAAGAGGAAACCACUGAAAUAAGAUAGUUCCUUUGUUUUCAAAGGACCUCCUACAGAUUCUGAGAUCUUUCUUUCACUAAGAGUAUUUCAACAGUUACAAGGACAUAUAUAUAUAUAUGGACAAAUGUUUGACUGGAUAUGAUAUGACAUUUUAAUGUUACUAUAAGCUUGUUAUUUUUUAAGUUUAGCAUUGUUAACAUAAAAUGACUGAAAGGAUGUAUAUAUAUCGAAAUGUCAAAUUAAUUUUAUAAAAGCAGUUGUUAGUAAUAUCACAACAGUGUUUUUAAAACGUUAGGCUUUAAAAUAAAGCAUGUUACUCAGAAGCGAUUAGGAUUUUUCGCUUGCGAUAAGGGGAUGUGUAAACUAAAUGCAACACUGUAUGUUUCUAACAUAUAAUUAUUAAAAAUAUUGUGUGAAUAUCAGUUUUAGAAUAGUACCUCUGGUGGAUGCAAUGAUGUUUCUGAUAUUGCAAUGUAAAACAUGCCCUGUGUAUAACAUUUCGUACAAUAUUAUUGUUUUACUUUUCAGCAAACAUGAAAAAAUGUGUUUUAUUUCAUUGGAGUAAAAUAUACAGCAUACAAUUUUGUCUGGAUUUUUUAUUUACUGAGCCAAGCUGCGCAGCAGCAACUAGUCUGCAAUGAUUGACUGAUAGCUGACACUGGAUCUUGUUCUCUGGUAACUCGGGGUAGUACUUUUGCAAUGCAACUAAAUACUGGCACGCUUUUUUUCCGCAUUAAAAAAAAAAAAAAAAAAUCCCUCACGCUAAAGUUGCAUACUCGAGAAACAUGAAUUGUACCCCUUGGGUCCUUUUAUUUCCCCACACAGCCCCGAGAAAAUGGAUUAUUUGACAUCGCUGGACUCGAGAACUGCCAGCCACAAAGUUGCUGUAUCUCGAGCACAAAUUUGUCCUUCUGCGAAGGAAGCUUUUAUUGCAUUAAAGAAAGGGAGGGAAAAAAAAAAAAAAAAAAAAAAAAAAGGAGGUAUGGGGGAUAUUAAAAAAAACAGCUUGCAAAUAAACUGCUCCUGUUCAAAAUAAUCUGUCCCCUUUGCCGCUCCCUGUGCCCUGCUUCUCUCCCUUUAUCGGGGAGAUCCUUCAUGUAAUAUUACAUUUCUAUUUGCAAAUCCCCCUUUCAGACAUAAAGAGAAACAAAGAGCAGCCCAAAUAACCGCAACCCCGUGGAGCGCGGGGGGUAAGAGGUUAGCCCGAGUUUCCUGCGACUUCGUGCUGCAACACGUCGUUGAAGGGAAAGGUCGUGCUCUCGUGUGUUUUGUUUUAAAUAAUAUUGACCCAUUCAUUCUCAACCUGCUUGUUCGUGAAAUUAUACAGGAUUAUAACUUUGCCAUCGCCAGACAAUUGAAACAAAUCAAGAUGAAUUGCUGCUCGGCCCUCCCAUCGGCUCACACCCCGGGCGGGCGAGGAGGGGCUGCCCAGAGGGUGGGUAGCCGCAGGAUCCGGCGGGAGUAUCGAGACACGAAGAAAUUCCGCAGGCGCGUAAACAGGCGAGGGGCGCAGGGGACGGCAGGGAGGAAACUACGCGGUGAGAGCGAGCUUAAUCCUUGAGCGGCCUUUGCGCGCUCGUUGCGCGCCUUUGUGAGGUCGGGAGGAGCGGCAGAGGUAGCCCGGGGGUGGGCGGACACGGCGGAGGGGAUUCCUUCCCCGCCAGCGGUUAGACGGGAAGAGGAGCAAAGAAGAGAAAGAGAGGGGAGAGGUCAGCGCCCUGCGCUUUCCCACGAGGAAAAUGCCUCCCCCACACGAAAUCAGGGUACUCUCCCGUGGGUCCAUUUGCAGCGUGGGCAAACUCCAGCCCCCACUUUUCCCCCCUCUUUUUUUUUUUUUUUUUUAAAUUUUCUUUUAACACCUCUUAUUUUUAUUUUCUUUCUCCCCUUUUUUUCUUCCUCAUCAAAUCUUUAUUAGAUUUUUUUUGUCUCUCUUAUUUUGUUUUGAGGUUGGGGGUUUUACAAUUAUUUUAUUAUUUUACGCAUCCUUCUGUUUUCUUUUCCUCUGUAUGUACUUGCCAGGGCGUAAGUGGAGAGAAAGAACCUCGGUGCUUGGGACCGGGGGGGAGGCGAGAGGCACCCCCUCGCUUGUCCGGCCUCGUCGCCUCCCCGACCCAACUCCGCUCCCCUCGGUUUUUCCGCACCGUUGUCAACCCGGGUGAGUGCCAGGGGCUGCCAGAAAUGUCCCCUUCCUCCUUCUCCUUCUCUUCCUCACUGGGCUGCGGGCGAAAGGUCUGAGGGUGACGGCGGUAAAGGGCUGGCAACCCGGGAAAUCCCCUCGGGGACCAGGGGAGCCGGAGAAGCGAGAGAGCUUUUCUGCCCGAACCCUCUCGGCGGGACGGGCUCGGAAAUCAGCGAACGGAUCGCUGCGGGUGUCGACACGGUAUUUUACACGCUUUUUUCGGCCCUCGUUUCUUCUCGGUGGCUUUGGUUAUUUAUAGUCCUCUCUUACAAAUAUAAAUGUAUACAUAUAAAAUCUUGGUGUAUAUAUACGUAGAAUCUGUGUGUGCGUGGAGAAAUAUUAGAUAUAUAAUACACAGUAUACGCAUGUGCAUUUAGAGGAAUAAUAUAUACCCAUUCCGGACCAAAAAGAAAAAAAAAUUGGAUCAGAGUUUUUUACUCUACUGUGUAAUGGCUCAAACGAUGAAAAAUCAACGUGACCGCUCAGAGAGGACAUAAAUCACUCCUAGAGUAAUCUGAAUUUCUUUCUCCCCCUAGCUGAAGCCUUGAGGGUCAUCAUUUUUCUGCGCCACUUGACCAAAGAUAUAAUGUUUUGAUUAGGUCGUAAAUCAAAAUCUUGGGUCGUGGUAGGCGCUGUGUUUUUUUUUUUUUUUUUUUUUUUUUUUUUUUUUUUUUUUUUUUUUUUUUUUUUUUUUUUUCUGGGGGCUUUCCUUCUCCUUAUCGGCGGUGGCAGUGUGAACCUGGAACAAUGGAGGCCUCAAAGAGGGGGAGAAAAAGCCACAACGAAAUGGGGAAUUUGCAAAAUACCUAUUUGCAGAAGCGCAGCGGAGAGUGGUUAAACAAGGGGCUCACACCCCCUCGCACCCCCCUCGCCCCUCGGAAAGGCCGAUUCAGGCCGCCUGCUGCGCAACCCCCCGCGCCGGGCGUGCGAGCGGGCAGCGCCGUCUGCCUCCCAAUCCACAUCCCAAUCCACAUCCUAAUCCACAUCCCAAUCCACAGUCCCGUGGCCCUGGCAGCCCCCAGCACCCCCCGAUCGGAGCUGGGCCACGGGGCGUAGGCGGGAGCGUGCCCCUUCCCGCCGGGCCCGGGGGGUGCCCGGGCUCCCUCUCCCCGCCCCGGGGCCGUGUCCCGGCCCGGCUCCGCUCUUUUGUUUUCGGACGGUGACUUCCCGCACUUUGAACCCCGGCGGUGUGCGCGAGUCCCCGGCCGUCAGAUCGGAGCGCCUCGCCUCGCAAAGGUCAAAAUGACGCGCAGAUAUGCAUGUAUCUCCUUUUGGUUAUUGUCUGUGCUUCCCUCUCCUUGCUUUGUUUUCAGUGCGUGCGCGCCCAUCUGCGUGCACAUUCCCGAAGCAAUGAGAUACCGAUCUUUACAUACCUGUACAGUUGUUUCUACUUAUAAAAUAAAAGAACUUUUUUUUUCUUUUUUUUCUUGCACAUUCAUUAGCAUUUUUGGAGGGAAAUAACUUCCUUAACAAACAGUUGACAUCUGAGCCCGGGGAAGAGUUUGUUGCUGGGGGUUUUUUUCUUCAAUAAAGCCGCAUUUCGGGGGCAUUUUUUCUUUCAAUAAUGCUCCCUUGUGGAGCGGGGGCGACGGCGUUUGCAGGUUUGCAGCCCGCCUUCCCCCGCCCCGCGGACGGGGUUUCGGGAGCUGUGUGAGUGGCGUGGGGGGGUCUCACAUGCCGGAUUUAGGCAAGGAGGGAGGACAGGGGACCGGCUCACGGCACUGGCGCUAACACGCUUUUUCGGGACUUAUAAUUUACCUUGCUAAAUGUCUGCUUUGGUACGCGUAUUACACAUGUAGGUCUGGAUAUUAGGCACCCGAUAGAGCGUAACAGUCAAUAAUCCAGAAACUUGGAGGGAUUUACACCUUCGGAGCUCCAUACAAUGCCGGACUAAUUGAUUGCUAAAUCUGAAGUUUUUAAAAUGCGAAUCCCU
Messenger RNA from Prinia subflava (tawny-flanked prinia), 5707 nucleotides. It is a transcript of the gene PITX2, whose product is annotated as paired like homeodomain 2. Gene Ontology annotation, cellular component: nucleus. NCBI's taxonomy places the organism in Eukaryota, Metazoa, Chordata, Aves, Passeriformes, Cisticolidae. The record is from RefSeq and is a predicted model, not a curated record. Gene Ontology annotation, molecular function: RNA polymerase II cis-regulatory region sequence-specific DNA binding; DNA-binding transcription factor activity, RNA polymerase II-specific. Gene Ontology annotation, biological process: regulation of transcription by RNA polymerase II; anatomical structure morphogenesis. Bases 438 to 1436 code for a protein of 332 amino acids. The transcript has 3 exons.